Conger conger (European conger) is the source of this 1187-nucleotide messenger RNA. It is a transcript of the gene cldnj, whose product is annotated as claudin j. Lineage: Eukaryota; Metazoa; Chordata; Actinopteri; Anguilliformes; Congridae. The record is from RefSeq and is a predicted model, not a curated record. The transcript is spliced from 3 exons. Gene Ontology annotation, cellular component: plasma membrane; bicellular tight junction. Bases 45 to 1187 code for a protein of 380 amino acids. Gene Ontology annotation, molecular function: structural molecule activity. Gene Ontology annotation, biological process: bicellular tight junction assembly; cell adhesion.
GACAGCUGACGGGAGCUACAGGGAGAGCACUAGCAGGCUUCGCCAUGUCAUCGGUGGGAAUGCAGAUGCUGGCCAGCAUCCUGGCAGUGGUGGGCUGGGCGGGGGUGAUCGGCGCCUGCGGGAUGCCCAUGUGGAGGGUGACAGCCUUCAUCGGCAACAACAUUGUGACGGCGCAGACCAUCUGGGAGGGCAUCUGGAUGAACUGCGUGGUGCAGAGCACCGGGCAGAUGCAGUGCAAGUCGUACAGCUCCCUGCUGUCGCUCAGUGCUGACCUGCAGGCUGCCCGCGCCCUGAUGGCUCUCUCCAUCUCCGUGGGUUUGGUGGGCCUCCUCCUGACUUUCGUCGGGGGCAAGUGCACCAGCUUCGUACAGGGAGAGGUCAGGAAGGCCAGAAUCAUAAUCACCGCAGGGGGCGUUCUCAUCGCCUCCGGAGUCCUGUGCCUCAUUCCCGUUUCCUGGUCUGCCAGCACCAUCAUCAGAAACUUCUACAACCCUCUGCUGAUUGACGCCCAGCGCAGGGAGAUGGGCGCCUCUCUAUUUUCUGUUGGAACCAUGGCUCUCCAGGUUCUGGGCAUCACCAUGUCGAUGACAGGGCUGGUGGGCACCAUCGUGAUCUGCGCCCUUCCGAUGUGGAGGGUGACGGCUUUCAUAGGCACCAACAUCGUGGUGGCUCAGGUCUUCUGGCAGGGCCUGUGGAUGAACUGCGUGUACGAGAGCACGGGGCAGAUGCAGUGCAAGAUCUACGACGCCCUGCUGGACCUCUCCCCCGACCUGCAGGCCGCCAGGGGCCUGGUGGUCAUCACCAUCGUGCUGGCCUGCCUGGGCUUCCUCAUCUUCCUGGUGGGCGCCCAAUGCACAAACUGCCUGGACAACCCCAGAGUUAAGGCUCGCCUGGUGCUGGCGUCAGGGGUCACCUUCAUGCUCUCUGGCCUCACCACCUUGGUGCCUGUCUCUUGGACUGCCAGCUCCAUCAUCCAGGACUUCUACAACCCCCUUGUGCCUGAGGCACUUAAGAGGGAGCUGGGAGCUGCUCUCUACGUGGGUUGGGUGACCGCUGGCUUCCUGCUCUUCGGAGGGGCGGUCCUCUGCACCACCUGUCCUCCCGAGAAGGUCAGCUACCCUGCUAGGUACACCAUGGGGAAAGUCUCCACCCACAGCAGCAGCUACGCGAUAAAGAACUACGUGUGA